This is a messenger RNA of Histoplasma mississippiense, 2022 nucleotides long. RefSeq lists its product with no specific name. The record is from RefSeq and is a predicted model, not a curated record. Lineage: Eukaryota; Fungi; Ascomycota; Eurotiomycetes; Onygenales; Ajellomycetaceae. The transcript has 3 exons. Bases 1 to 2022 code for a protein of 673 amino acids.
AUGGGCGUCCCUUCGUUUCGUGUUUUCCAGCCCUUCUUCUUCUCCGUGCUCACCGUUGCUCUCCUCGCUUCAAAGCUGCUCCAUCUGUUCCUGCAUGCCCGCUCCAUUCCGCUGCUGCAUUUCGUCGUCUACCUCCCGACCUUCUUCCUCCAGGAUUGUUUCCUCCUCGUAAGCCAGCGCCUGCUGCUGCAUGGCCAGAGUCGCAAUAUCACCUCAAUCCUUGGCCUCUGCAUAGGUGGUUUUCUUGCGACCAUCUCUCUCGGUGCCGCAGCGUCACAGUUCGGGUUUUAUUAUGUCACCGGCGGGGAGUUGCAAUGGGAUGCAGCCGGGAGCGUGGCCAGCGAUCCUGCUGCCAUGAGGCUGAUGAUGAGUGGAAUCGUGCCCGUCUGCGUUGCGGGCCUGGCCUUGGUCUUCGCCUCGUUGGCGAUUACGCCCGUCUCCUAUAACAAAACCGGCUGCUGGCUGGUAUCGAUAUCCAAGUUCGCUUCAUCGGCCAAUUGGGACACGAUGCUCCCCCUUGCUCGGGUCAAAACGGAAUUUUCAACCCAGAGAGUCGUUCGGCUGUGGCCCCUCUGUGGCUUGACUACCCUCUGCGCCUUGGCGUUUUUGGUCUUCCUUCGACCGGCCAUUCCUUACAAUCAUAUUUCGGCUUCCUUGCCAGUCGCAUUGAGCAGCACGAUGCAUUCCAAGACGAAACCCUGUGCGGGAAGCUAUUCCCUUACUAAUAAAUCGUUUCCGAGACCUAAUCUGAUCGAGCCGGAUCGUUGGAUUCUGCCAAAAGAUAACUUCAAGGGCUGGGCCCCGGGAAAGGUUAAUGCCUUUAUUCGACAGUACUCUGCGAGGACACGGAGCUGGAUUCCAGAUGCCCUCCCAGACGGGUUUGAACGCUGGGACAAGCAAGCGGUAAUGGCUAUAGAAAAACAUGAAAACGACACAAUGCCCGCCCAAGAUGGAAAGAACAUGUGCUUGGAUCAGAGUAGAACACACUACUACAACCCUGUUGCAGAUCCGCUGAGGAUUUCGAAUCUCAAUUUAGAACCCUAUGAAGCGCUCAGACACGCGCUCAAGGAUAUCCUGAUAUCACAUGUUGUCCUUGUUACAAUGGAGAGCUCGCGCAAGGAUAUGUUUCCCAUAAAGAAAGGCUCUCACCUUUACAAGGAGAUCCUUCGCUCUUACAAACCAAACCAACUCAACCAGAACAAAAUCGACUCCAAGCUAUCACAGCUGACUCGUGUCGCGGAACAAGUCACUGGAGAGUCAUUUUCCAGCUCUCCAGACAAGCAGCCCGACCUCUUACCGGGAGUAUGGAAAGAUCAGUCUGCUCCCGGCAUGGGUGGUAUAAACGUCGUGGGCGCCCUCACUGGGAGCAGCCUUUCUUUCAAGAGCGUAAUAGGCAGCCACUGCGGUGUCGGACCGCUUCCAGUGGAUUUUCUCGAGGAGGUCAACGGGAAGAUCUAUCAGCCUUGUAUCCCACAGAUCAUGGAGCUUUUCAACAGGGAAAAGAAAACGUUCCAGAAGAAAGGCGUGAACGAAGCGUUGCUCGACCAUCGUGCAAGUGUGCAUCGUCGAGAAUGGGAAUCCGUCUUUGUCCAAUCCAUCACCGAUCAGUAUGACCGGCAGGAUGUGCUCAACAAGCACAUGAGCUUUGGAAAGUCCUUUACGAAGGAGACCUUGGAAAAUAUUUCUUCCAAGUACUAUCCACCGAAGACGCCUGAACUUAACUACUUUGGAUAUGCCGAAAGCGAGGUCAAACCCUUCAUCCGUGACGUGAUAUCGGAGACGAUUGCGAACAAUAAACGACUGUUCCUCUCGCAUUUCACCAGCACGACUCAUCACCCCUGGGCAAUCCCUCAAAAUUUCGCCGAAACGCAAUACAUGGGCUCGGAGGGUUCGCAUGAGCACAUGAACGCCUUUUUGAACGUUGUUCGUUACGACGAUAUUUGGCUCGGAGAGCUUCUUGCGCUACUGGAUGAACAUGGAAUUGCAAACGAGACCCUCGUGGUCAUUGUUGGAGACCAGUAA